Molecule: messenger RNA, 2607 nt
Organism: Perca fluviatilis (European perch)
Lineage: Eukaryota; Metazoa; Chordata; Actinopteri; Perciformes; Percidae
Product: fidgetin
Exons: 3
Coding region: 389-1567 (392 amino acids)
Source: RefSeq, a predicted model, not a curated record
AGCAAGGAGUGUAGGAGAGUAGGAGGGUCCCAGAAGAGAGCACAAGCCUCUCACACACACAAACACACACACACGCUCACACUCACACAUAAACAUUUACGUUGGCUCCUCUGUUGUACUUUGUGGAAUAGUGGAUUACUUUCCUAACUGAACCACUCAUCGAGCUAAUCCAGGCACGAUCAGGUGGCAGUGUGUCGGAGCGGUGUUGAACUGUGAAAUGAACCAUGAAGGGGUCCAGCAGGCCAGUCACUAGCCGAGCCAACAGCCACACAACCACCAGCAGCAAGAGAAGCAGUAGCCCGGGGAGGCCCCGCAGCAUGCAGCUGGGCCCUCACUAGCACCAAGUGGACCCGGUCCUCUCCUCUUUACCUGGGGCCAGGGCUGCAGAAUGCUCAGUCCUGUCACCCCAUACAGUCUGUUGAAGAUGCACUGGUCCCCGGAGCACGCCGCCCCCUUAUCUCAGUGGCCUGAGCAGCACCUAGAUGUCACCUCUACUACCUCGCCGCCGUCUGCCCACAAACACGACCCCUAUGCUACGGCUGGUCGCCGUAGCUAUGCCCCUGCAGGUUACCCUUGGGCAAGUGAUGACAUAUCAGCCCUUACUGCUUCUUCUCUGCUCAAACGCUACGCUGAGAAGUACUCGGGCUUGGAGCUGUCCUAUGAACGCCCUCCUACAGGGGCCUACUCAGAGCCUGGAGCUUUCCUGAAAGCUGAAUCUGAGCCAUGGGCACUGGGUCAGGGCAUGGAGUGUUAUCCUGGAAUGGAGGCAUUAACUGGCACCAAGGUGGGCUCUGCAUCUGUGGGCAUCCCAACCACAGGAAGUGUGACAGUAGUGAGCAGUAACUUGGCCUCUGAGCCAGGCUACAGUGGCGCUGGCUCCUGCAGUGCCCCGUCAUCUCAGGAAUACCAUCCUGCCUACAACAGCACCUACCUGUCCUCAGGAUACUGCCCUCAGCCCAGCGCAGCACUUCCCCCUGCCCCUCUACACUCUUUGCAGGCCGCACCCACUCUGGUGCCCAGCUACAGCGCCAGCACUCCUGUCUACAACUACCCUCCAGGGUGCUACCCCCAAACAAGCCUGUCUUCUGGAUACAGCCACCCCAGUGCCUCCUACCUGCCCCCUGGGAUUAGCGCCCCCACUCCUCUGGCCCCUAGGCCCACCAUGGUGGGGGGCAAUUACAGCUACCCAUCUCACAGCCUUGGAGGGAGCUCCGAGGGAGGAGUGCCACUGAAACGCAAGGCCUUUGAGAUGGCAGAGGAAGGACAGGAGGGAGGAGAGGUGGACGGAUCGCGCUACAGAAAGUAUAGCAACGGCCAUGGAAACAGUCACAGCAAAGGUCACGGCAAUGGCUACGAUAUGAGCGGCUCGACCUCAGACCCGCAGGCCUACAAACCUGGAAAGCCCAUGAUGUCACCCCCUUAUGGCGGGGCAGGGGACUACAGCCCACCAUCAGGCCAAGCAGGAGAGAGUGUGUCAGGGGAGCACAACUUUCCUCAGCAACAAAGAAUGUCUAUGAAGAUACCUGCAUCGCACACAGGAUCUGAGGACCCCACUGCAGGGCGCUGACAACACUGGUCGGCAUUUGAGAGGAUUCUCUCACUCUUUGAAACCAACCAGGGUUCUUAAUCCAGACAGAUUAAGGGGGAAAAAGGUUUAAUUUCAGUAGUGAACAACAAGAGGGCACAAGACUGGUAUUUCUUGUGCAUCCUUUAACAUUUUCAUUAUUCAUGUUUUUCCAAAGAUUCAAAGGGACAUUUUGCCAUGUAAGGUUGAGGUAAGUUUUAGGGGUGAGGUUAAAGAAUUCUCUACAUAGAUAGCGUUAAGACAGUCCAAACGUAUGAGUGUCUGUUUCUCUCAGGAUCCUAUUUAUUUCCUUUCUGCUACUGCAGCAGCAGCACUGCAACGUUGCUGUUUUAGACGUUGGUGUAAUUAUUUUUGGCCAUUAUGUAUGUAAAAGGCCUUUGACUGCAAUACGUUCUACCACACCACAAAAAUCAUUACCGACCAAAAAGUAAGGAGAGCAAUAACUGAAAUGGUGAGAUUGCCAUACUACUUCAGCACAAUCACUGCUACUUUACACAGCUUACUCUCCGGCUCGGUGUGGCCUCGAGAAAUGAAUGUUUCCCUGCUCAUCCCUCGCUUUCCCCAACCUUUACUCAUUCUUGACUUUUUUUCAGUUUCCUUUACCCCUUCUUUUCAUGUUCUUUAUCUUAUUCUAUCCCGGUGUCCUGCUUCUUGUUCUCAUCCUUUUUCAUUGCUGCAACAACUUUUGUUUUUGUCCAGUUUAUACAUAACAAGCUGCUUAUCAAAUGACUACAUUACAUUAUACAUGAAGCCACCCUUGAAAAUAGUUUUGAGAAAGAUUGGGAAAAUAAUCUAAGAUUUUAGGUUCAUUUAAAAAUGUAUUUAGCAUUCACACAAUGACAACAUUUGAGUAUUUGCAGAUCAUCUUCAAAGCUUGUUGUUUACCCGCAGAUUUUUGCUGAUCCAGAAACUAACAGGUAUAUUUUCUCAAGAAUCUGCGAAUAAUGGCGCAGCUUACACCUAUAACAGUCAAACUAUUACAUUAAAUAAUGACUAUACAGAUCUACAAAACAACCAAAAAA